Molecule: messenger RNA, 2189 nt
Organism: Salmo salar (Atlantic salmon)
Lineage: Eukaryota; Metazoa; Chordata; Actinopteri; Salmoniformes; Salmonidae
Biological process (GO): regulation of postsynaptic membrane neurotransmitter receptor levels; regulation of glutamate receptor signaling pathway
Source: RefSeq, a predicted model, not a curated record
CAUAUUUUGUCCCUCCCCUCGCGAGUGCUGUUUUAAAUAGCGAGAGAGAGCUCAGAUGUGACAUCUACACGAAGACACUUGUUGAGAGCAUCUCCUCGGGCUCACCUUACAAUCACCGUAAAGACAACUUGUUCAAGGAGAACCACGGCGCUUUUUUCCUUCAAGAAACCUUCCAAGUCACGAAAUUACAGGAAUGGACAAUAGCAGCAGACUGAUGUUCGCAGUCGUCAUGGUAAUGGCGUACAUGGCGAUGGGAGCCCAGGCCCAGAACUCCACAAUGGCCCAAAACUCCACAAUGGCCCUGAACGUCACAAUGGCCCAGAACUCCACAAUGGCCCUGAACGUCACAAUGGCAGCUAAUGCUUCUACUACAGGACUCAACAUAACAACAACCCUUAGCACAACAUAUUCCCCAGGCGUAAAUAUCACAACCAAUGGUACUAUGGCACCCAACACAACACAGACGACAGUGGUACCUGUCACAGCUGUCACGACACAGGAUAAUAUCUCAAGGAGAGAAUGUGGAAAGACUAAGCUCUGUGCAGCUGAGCCGGAAAACUGUGAUCCGGCCGUGGCUGGUUCCUGUUUCUUCGCAUCCACCAAUCAGAUCUCGGGACAGACUUUCUCCUUCCAGCUACGAGGAAUGUCCAGUGGCUACAUCGCUGUAGGCUUGUCCACAACCUCCACACUGGAUGGUAACGCCACCAUCUAUGUGUGCGCCAACAACAGCGGCAGUGUGAAAUUCUUCACCACUGUCCUUGACAAGGAACAUCUGGCCAUUACCAACAUGGACUCAGUCAACGAUAAGAUCAUCCAGUGCACCUUCAAUGCUACUGUCCCCAACGCUACGGCGACCACGGGCACCCGGGGCUCCUCCACCAGUUUCUUCUUCUCCAUCUUAAAAGGGUCAAUCAAUAACGGAACACUGGUUAAUUCCACUGUUGUCCUGUUAAGUGAUAGAUUUGUGGACCUGACCACCUACAACACUACUGUGACCAACUCUUUGAACCAGAACACCACUUCUGCUGCUACCUCCAGCCACACCUUCGGCCUGCAGCACACCCUGGCUCAAGCUCUUCUGAUCCUGCUAGGUGUACUAGGUAUGAUGAUGCUGUAAGGUCUGAAGAUGAAGCACCAUGCACUCAGGAAUCCUGCCUCCUUUCCUUUACUCACCUUGGCCAGGCUGCGUCCCUAAAUGGCACCCCAUUCCCUAAAUACUACUGUACUCCCACUAUGUAGGGAAUAGGGUGCAAUUCUGGACUCAAUCUGGUACCAGAACAAAGGAUCAUGUCAGAUCUGAAGUUAUAUGCUUAUAUAUGCAAUCAUGUUUUUCCACAUACUCAAUGAAACACCUAGUUGAGGGUAGUAAGACAUUAACUAACAGAAUGGACCCAGUGAUACAAGGCCAAGUACUAACAUAUUGUGUUGAUAGACAAUACCAUUUAAAGGAAAAAGGUAUAAAUUCAACUUCACAUUCAUCAUCUCCAUCACCACUUACCUUCUUCUAUCUUGUUGAAUACAAAACAUAAAAACCAGCCAUUUUAAUAUACGUUGAUGUUGGAGUGUUGCUGGAGUUGACGAAGAUGAAAUGUCCCAUUAAGAAAUAACAACUGGGUGUAAAAACAGAUCCUCCAUAUUUGUACUGUAUACCCCCAUGUCAUCCCCUACAUGUAACUAAUUUAUUUGUGACAGAGGAAGUUGUUUUAUAAUUCUGUAUUUGCUGAUGUCCUGUUAUGAAGUUCAUGUUAGUCUGUGUUUCUUGGUGGAUGUGUGUGAGUGAGAGUGUGACUUUGUGUGUAAAUAUUGUAUAGUGAUGAGAGACUCCACACACAUACCCCACACUUGGGACAGACGUCAAUUCAACAUCUACUAUAUUCCAUGUCGGUUCAAAGUAAUUUCGUUGAAAUAACAUGGAAACGUUGAUUAAACCAGUGUUUGCCCAGUGGGCCGUAGAUGAAGUCACAAGGGCUGCAUUUAGACAGGUAGACAAGUUCUUAUACUUUUACCAAUAAUUGGUCUUUUGAACAAUAACAUUUAUUUUUCAGAGCUGAUCAAAAGACCAAUUAGUGUGUGUGUAUGUAUUGUUUAUGUGUGUACUUUGAUGAAGCCACUGGAUGGUGAACUGUUCUACCUGACUACCCUUUUAAAUUAAAUAUUUGCAUUACACAAUAAAAAUGAACUUUUAUUUA